AUGAAAAUUCGUGGAUAUAAAACUAUUGUGAAAUUCUUCACACAUGAAGUAUCAGAUUUGGAACCAACCUUUUAUUUUAUGGUUUCCCAAGAUCCUCAAGAUUAUUCUGGAUGGGAGACAAGAUAUGUAUUGUUAAUAUGGUUAUCAUUAAUUUGUAUGAUUCCAUUCGAUCUGAAGACUGUUGACAGUUUAGCUGUCGCAGAAGGAAAUAAG
Messenger RNA from Scutellospora calospora, 213 nucleotides. The record is from the annotation of a GenBank genome assembly. Lineage: Eukaryota; Fungi; Glomeromycota; Glomeromycetes; Diversisporales; Gigasporaceae.